Messenger RNA from Xyrauchen texanus (razorback sucker), 2170 nucleotides. RefSeq names its product dehydrodolichyl diphosphate synthase complex subunit nus1-like. The coding region runs from base 172 to 984 and encodes 270 amino acids. The transcript is spliced from 5 exons. Gene Ontology annotation, cellular component: endoplasmic reticulum membrane; dehydrodolichyl diphosphate synthase complex. NCBI's taxonomy places the organism in Eukaryota, Metazoa, Chordata, Actinopteri, Cypriniformes, Catostomidae. The record is from RefSeq and is a predicted model, not a curated record. Gene Ontology annotation, molecular function: ditrans,polycis-polyprenyl diphosphate synthase [(2E,6E)-farnesyl diphosphate specific] activity.
GUUGGCAGGUUGAAGAAAUGGCAGCCUGCACGCUGCGGUGUUGGCAGUGACCAAAAUGGUACAUUCCUCGAUAUAUCAUCGCUCGUACCUCCACGGCUGAAUUUAGCAUGACGAAUUUACUUCAAACGCCUAUACAUAUUUAACCAAUAACGCGUAUAAGGACUGUAUACCAUGGCUGUUCUUUAUGAGGUGGCGUGGCGGGUUUUACAUGCACUGAUUCAUCUCCAGCGCGCGCUGAUCACCUGGUUCCGAGUCCACAUUUGGAGGUGGAAACGGGCUGUGGUGGGAUUAUUACUACCCCUUGCCCUUGGGUUUCACAGUCAGAAAAAGACUGGACACGUAGGCAAACGGAUCAGCCGUCGGGUAUGCUGGGGAGCUGAUGGAAGAACAUUAGAGAAGCUGCCGCUUCAUCUAGGGCUGUUGAUCGCUGAAGAGGAGAUCCACUAUACUGACAUUGCCAACUUGGUGGUGUGGUGCAUGGCAGUGGGCAUCUCAUAUGUCAGUGUGUAUGAUAAUCAAGGUGUGUUCAGGGGGAAUAACUCCAGACUCUUGGAGGAGAUCCGGAGACAACAGCAGGAGCUUCUGGGAAUGGACAACUCCAAAUACACAGUGGAGUUACUCAAGAAUGGUACCGACAAACAAGAGCAUCAAGUGUUGAAGGUCUUAUCUCCAGACGAUGGACAGCUCAGUAUUGUCAAGGCAGCACAGCAGCUCUGCAAGGCCAUUGAGCAGAAAGAAAAGACAUCCAAAGACAUCAAUGUCACUGUGCUUGACUCAUUACUCAGAGAGUCAAAGAACAUACCUGACCUUGACCCGGACCUGGUGCUGAAAUUUGGACCUGUUGAAAGUACACUUGGCUUUCUGCCCUGGCACAUCAGACUAACCGAGAUUAUUUCAUUGCCGUCCCACAUAGACGUCUCAUACGAUGACCUGUUUGGUGCACUUCAGCGAUAUGCAUCGUGUGAGCAGCGGUUGGGCAAGUGAGGAACUGUCCGCAGAGAGUACAGAAGGAAUUGAAAGGGAUGGAUGGGGUUUACAUCCCUCUCUUCUUGUUUACAGUACAAGCACUGGAGCGCCAGCAACCCGCCUGAAUAAAGUGUACUCCCACCAAGUUCUGCCAGGCUUGUGUGUGUGUGUGUGUGUGUGUGUGUGUGUGUGUGUGUGUGUGUGUGUGAUUGUACUUGUAUAUUUUUAUGUGUGUGAGCUUCCCGUGUAAAUGCACACAAAGCAGUGUGUCUGCUCGUCCGAAGGACACAGACGCUGCCCUACGUUACGCCAAUAAGCCGUCAGUCACAAAGAGGAGCUCCAUUCAGCCUGAAGAACAUUAGCCGUAUGGUGUAAAUCUAAAUUUUACCAUAGCUGUGGACACACCCCGCCCUGACAGUCUCAUUAAAAUAGGUAAGCAAGCCAUGCUUAUGCCUGUGCGCUGAACUCUACAGUGUGGUGUACAAUCGGGCAUCUUUCAUAGCGUGACUCUACAGUGCGGGCUGUAAGUGCUCGGAGAGGAUGUACAUUACGGGAUUUUGAAAAUAGAACUCUUCUCUCUAGGUGAAAAUGGAUGACAAUUUUCCAUUCAGCAAUUUUACUGCAUGCAGAAUCUAUCUUAUUGCAACAUAAUGCUCCAAUCAAGGCUUAACUGAGCUGGAACUGGAUAUGUGUGGUUUUGUGCGUUUAUUUGUGUUGUUUGAAUGUGUGCGUGUGUGCCACAAAUUACACUAAUCAGCGUUAAACCCUGAAGUUUGUAAUUCUAAGAGCAUAAAUUGAUUGCUCCACAUUGUCCCCCAAAUGCUCUUGCUGUUUGUAAUGGCUCAUGGCACUAAUUAUGCUUUUAGAUAUUUUUUAUUUGUCAUCAGUAAAUACUGUUCCAUUCAGAAGUUCUGAGUUAUUACCUGUUUAAAGAGUUGUUUAUUUUUUUAAUUAAUGAUUCUUUAGAUUAAUAAAACAUUUCUUGGUAAUAAACCUUGAAGUCCAUAAUUGGUUGAAAAAUGCCAUAGACUGUACAUCAUACUUCAUUCUGCAAAGCCACUUUGCACUUAAAUGUGUAAUUCAUGAAUCACUGUUGGCAGGGUUGUGUAAUAGUGUCCUGUGUGAAUGUACAAUAAAUGUUACUGAAAUCCAAAGCUGUUUGAGUUUAAGCUUGGUGGAACACAGACUCAAUUGACAGCAUUUC